GAGAAAUUGGCCGCGACGACAUGAGGGCAUGCUGAAAAGCUAUUAAAGCUGAAUCCUUUGGCUUUCUCAAGAACUCAAGGCAAGUUCUACUGCACAUAUUCUCGCGCUCUCCAAAUUCCCGCUUUGGUCGAUUGUCGGCUCUUUCCAAAUGCAUCUCUUGAACUUGUCUUCUGCCCUGCUCCUGCUCUGCACCACCAGCGUCAGGAGUCAAAGCACCCAACUCACCGACUGUGGCUUCUUGGGCCCAGUGUACCCGACACCUCCACAUAUCGCGGAUACCAAAGCCAUUCGCGAGGCCAAAGAUGCCUUUACGCGCCUGAUGGACAGUGCCAUGCGCAAUGGUUCGACCGCCUGGGGUCCAGUAGACGCUGCCAAUAGCUCGAUCUCAUUCGCCGUCUUCUCCACACAAUCAGACCAACUCCUAUCAGAAUACCACCAUCUUGGCUCGAGUCCUGGGGCCAAGGCUCAUCUUACAGGAGGCAAGUUGGACGGUGAUACCGUUUAUCGGCUGGGCAGUGUCACGAAAUUGCUCUCGGUAUACACAUUCCUAGCCAAAGUUGGGCCAAAGUACUGGUCCGAACCAGUCACAAACCAUGUGCCAGAGCUUGUCGCGCGGUCUGUCAAAAACUCUGUUCUUGACAUCAACUGGUCCGAGGUCACACUGGGCUCCCUUGCGGGCCAAAUCAGUGGGAUUCCACAUGACUAUGCUCUCACUGAUCUUUCUGCCAUUCCCGGCAUCACAGAAAUCGGCCUCCCAGAUCUCCCUCCCUCCGAAGUUACCACCUGCGGAGCAGCCAAUCAGGAGCCAUGCUCAGGGGAAGAGUUCUUCCGCCUCCUGCUGCAGCAACAUCCCGUUGCCCCAGUCUCGCAGGGCCCUAAUUAUUCGAACGAAGCUUAUCAACUGCUGAGCCUGGCCUACCAGAACAUUACUGGGGAAUCAUUUGCGGAUGCAUUCAGGACCGGCAUUGUCGAGCCUCUCAAGCUGAAACGUACAUUCUACCACCCUCCUACCUCCGACAUCAAUACCGUUCGAGUCGAUCCCAAAGGGGCCAAUACCUUUGAGAUUGACAUUGGGGGCUUGGACCCAGCUGGUGGUGCAUGGGCGUCGCUCCGCGACUUUGCAUCGCUGGGUCGCUCCAUGUUAAAUUCUACCCUACUGCCGGCACAAGUCACACGAGAUUGGCUCAAGCCAAACAGCCACAGCAGCAACCUAUACUCAUCGGUUGGCAAGCCGUGGGAGAUCCUCCGCAUGGCCGUGCCCGUCAGCCCGGAUUCAACGACAACGCGUUUUGUGGAUUUAUACACCAAGAGCGGUGGGCUGGGCGGGUAUAAUGCAUGGUUGUUCCUGUCCCCAGACCACAACAUUGGCAUCGCUGCCCUAGUUGCCUCCUUGACGGAGGCAGAUAACGCAAUCGUCGCGUCAGAGAGUGGGAUGCCAGUCCUGGUGUCACUCGCCGAGCUCGCUCUCGCCACGUGGAUUCCUGCUGCUGAAGCGGCAGCUCGCGAAUCUGCCGCGUCGAACCUGGUGGGAUCUUUCAAGUCUGAGGAUGGUCUCAACUCUUCGAUCUCGCUAGACCUUGUUCCUGACCACCAAGGCAUCUGCAUCACGAAUCUCAUCUACAAUGGAACCGACUUUCUCGAAACCUUGGGUUCUGUGUUUGGGUACGCUGCUGCAAGCUUGCAGUACACGAAUCUCCACGACAAGCCCAGCGGCCAACUCUCGUUUCGUGCCGUCUGGCAGAGCCUCAAGCACCCAAUUUCCGUGACUAGCGUGAUACAUCCAGAAUGUUCUCUGAACUGGUCAGACUUAGAUAACCUCAAAUAUGGUGACAUCGGACUCGACCAGGUGAUUAUCACGGUCAAGGCGGACGGCAAGGCCGUGGGCGUUGAAAUGCCAGGCUUGAGGACAUCUUUCUCCCAACGGGUCAAGUGAAUAGAGGUUCCUUGGGCAGACAUCUAGCAG
Messenger RNA from Exophiala mesophila, 1963 nucleotides. RefSeq lists its product as uncharacterized. Bases 149 to 1933 code for a protein of 594 amino acids. The record is from RefSeq and is a predicted model, not a curated record. NCBI's taxonomy places the organism in Eukaryota, Fungi, Ascomycota, Eurotiomycetes, Chaetothyriales, Herpotrichiellaceae. The transcript is spliced from 4 exons.